Penaeus indicus is the source of this 519-nucleotide messenger RNA. RefSeq lists its product as uncharacterized. NCBI's taxonomy places the organism in Eukaryota, Metazoa, Arthropoda, Malacostraca, Decapoda, Penaeidae. The transcript is spliced from 4 exons. The record is from RefSeq and is a predicted model, not a curated record. Bases 1 to 519 code for a protein of 172 amino acids.
AUGGCGAGCAACGAGGAUUACAGCAGUCCCAGUGUGAGUGUGGCCAGUGCUGUAAUUGGGCGACCCCGGAGGAAAACUCAUGCUGCCAGGAGAAAAGUGAUUAUAGAGCAGAUUCUGUGUGAGUGUGGCCAGUGCUGUAAUUGGGCGACCCCGGAGGAAAACUCAUGCUGCCAGGAGAAAGUUCCCGUCGUAAACACCAUAGAGGAAUAUAACGAUGGCUACGGCCAAAUAAAAUGUAUAACUGAACACCCCGGGUUCAAUUCUCAGUGCCUUGAUAUUUGGGUCCUCCAACAGACCUACCUACAAAACUACAGAAAAAAGUACAAUGAAGAGGCUGAUCAGAUCAGCGACAAAUACAGAUAUACUGCAUACAGACAGCUGGUUAGAUGGUGUUGGCAGAUUGUUGGCAAGAACAAUCGAAUGCCACUUCCAUCAUGUGCUUACAAGGUCAUUCGUGAGACUUUUCCAUCUGACCAUGAACCAGUGGGAUUCAAGUAUCCGGAAUUGACCCAUAAAUGA